GGAAAGCUCGCCAGCAGCGCCAGCAGCUGAUCAGCCGCUUAAGCAAGAAGCAAAAGAAGCAUCUCAAGGAUUUUGGGGAGGAGCACCCUUUUUAUGAUCGGUAAGCGGGGCUGUAAAAUAGCCUGAGAGCUGAGGUUUGCUGAGGGCGCCCACUGCAGCAACUCCUCGAGUCCUCCUUUGUGCCCGGAGAGAGACGUCGCCUGCCUUCCGCCCGCGUCCUUCUCUGUCAACGGAGCGGGCAGGGCUCGGUCCCAUCUUCCGAGCAGCAGGGCGUUGAGCGUCCCGCGUGGACGAGCAGAACCCCCUUCUCUGUCUUCUUGUCUGUGGCUUAAAUGGCGCUUGCUUCCCUCUUGUGUUUAUAUUCCUGCAACUCACGGAAACCGGAAGUCUCUGCCGGUUGUGGCCCCACGAAUGGCUUAGUUCAGGGUUUCUGGGAAAGAAAAACCAACUCAGAAUUGUGAACUGAUAAUGAGGAGGAAGAAGAUGAAUCAGAAGGUAGUUCCCAAGAAGAUACAGAAGUGGACAGUGAUGAACUUGAGGAUGAGAAAGAAAUGGAGGAUGAAGACAAUGAAAUAAAAGUGCCUCACCCAGAAUCAGAAGCAUCCCUGGUGGAAAAUAGCCAAGAGGAGCCUGGAGGUUCGGCUGCGCCUCGUGAUUUACAGUGUGAAGCUGCUGGAGAAUGUACAGAUGUCCAACUUGAAUCUGAGUUUAGUCUGGAAACGAAUUUCAUAGAUGAAGAAUGUGGUGAUCCCAGUACAGAUCCAAAAAAAAGAACUCCUUCUGCAAAAGUAACAAAUGAUCCAUUUAAGUGCCACAUGGAUGAAGAGCUGGAAGAAAAAGAAAUAGAUGAAAAUGUUGUGUGCUCAAAAUUGACUAGCCAAGUUGAGUGGCCAGUGCUGGGUCAAUUACUUUUUUCUUCCAAAUUGGAGAAGUUUGGAAUGAUUAAGCCAAGCAAAGAAGUCGAUCUGAAACAUCUUAAUCUUUGCAAGCCAUUAGAGUCGACGUGGCCAAAAGUGAACGGAUGGUUUCUUUCUGCUCAGACAAAAUUUAAAGACCAGCUGUUUAGUCCAUUACAGCAAGAGCUCUUCUGUGUUAUGAAUUCAUACAAGGAUCUGUUUUACCCAGGAAGGACUGCUUUAAAAAAUGGGGAAGAGGUGCGGCAUGUCUAUUGCCUACACGCCUUGAACCACGUCUUGAAGGCUAAUGCACAGGUGCUUGGCAACAAUGCCAAGCGACGGGACCAAAAAGAUGGAGCGGAUGAGGAUGCUUUCAGGGAUCAAGGUCUCACUAGGCCAAAGGUGUUGAUCGUGGUGCCCUUCCGGGAAUCUGCUUUACGUAUAGUCCAUAUUUUAAUUGCCCUCCUUGAAUCGGCAAGUCAAAAGAAAAUUGAUGUGUGUAAUAAAAAACGGUUUAAGGGGGAGUUUGGUUCAGACCCAGAAGAGAAGCCACCAAAUCUGAAAAGGCCUGAAGAUUAUGAAGCUGUCUUUGCUGGGAACAUUGAUGACCACUUCAGGAUAGGUGUUGCGGUUCUUCAGAAGAGCAUGCGGUUGUAUGCCCCAUUUUACUCCUCGGACAUUAUCAUCGCCUCUCCCCUUGGCCUGAGAACUGUAAUAGGAGCUGAGGGGGAGAACAAGCGAGACUAUGAUUUCCUCUCCUCAAUAGAAAUUCUUAUAAUUGAUGAAGCUGACAUUUACCUGAUGCAGAACUGGGAGCAUGUUUUGCACUUGAUUAACCAUAUUAAUCUAUUACCUUUGGAAUCUCAUGGGGUGGAUUUCUCACGAGUACGAAUGUUCAGUCUGAAUAACUGGUCUAAGUAUUAUCGGCAGACACUUCUCUUCAGUGCCCUCCAUCAUCCUCAGAUCAAUUCUAUCUUCAAUAAGCAUUGCUUCAACUACAGGGGGCAGGUAGCUGUAAGGAAUGUCCCCUUGACAGGGUCAAUUAGUCAUGUUGUAGUACAGCUUCCUCAUGUUUUUCAGAAGCUAGAAGCUGACAGCUCUGUUUCCGUAAUAGAUGCAAGGUUUAACUUUUUCAUUGACAAAGUGUUACCUGAGUACCGGGAUGCAGUCAUGACACACACACUCAUCUAUGUUCCAUCCUAUUUUGAUUAUGUGCGGCUUCGGAAUUACUUCAAGAAGGAGGAACUCAGUUUUGCACACAUUUGUGAAUACUCCAGUAAAUCUGGCAUUUGUAGGGCAAGACAUUUAUUCCUAGGUGGAGAGAAACAAUUUCUAAUUAUCACAGAGCGAUUCCAUUUUUAUAAAAGGUAUUCGAUUAGAGGCAUCAGGAACCUUAUUUUUUAUGAACUGCCAACCUAUCCACAUUUCUAUAGUGAGGUCUGCAAUAUGGUAAAAUUAGCAGGCAUGGAGGAAGAGGCCACCUUGACUUGUACUGCAUUUUACUCCAAAUACGAUGCCCAGAAGUUGGCUGCUGUGGUGGGUGUUGAGCGGGCAGCCCAGAUGCUUCAGUCUUCCAAAAAUGUGCAUCUUUUUGUCACCGGAGGAACAGAGUAAAAUAAACAAUGAACCCAAUUCAAGUGGAUUCCUGAACUAUUUAAUUUAAUUAAAUAGAAUGCAGUAUUUUAGAACAGCUGUUAAGAAAGGAAAUUAUGAACAAGAUUCCUUUCUUUUUAAAGGGCAUAUAAAAAUGUUAUUAAAAAGUGUGAAUUUCUUCUUAAUGUUGUAGUAAUAAUGCCAAUUCAAAAUAUCACCUUUAGAAUUUCAAUUGUGUAGGAUAAUUAGGCAUGUUUUCUCUAAUGCUAAGUCUUAUUUCUAUCUUUAUUUGCACCUGCGGCUAGCAAAGCAUGAGUUAUUUUUGAGUAUCUAAAAACUAUCAGCCUGAUUUCCCUGUGGAUGAAGCUUCUUGAAUUGCAUCCAGAAAGUAGCUGGUAACUGGGGCACCUCCCAAAGAAGACAAGCUGCGUGGGGAUCCCUGGUAGCACCUGUCCCUACUCAGGCCACUGUGUUUCCAUUAUCCGUUGGAUGUCAGCAACGAGAUAGUGGGCGUCCCUGCCUCUUCGGAGUGUAGUUUGUACAUUUGGCAAUUCUCAUUCCAUGUAUUCUUUAAGUUUGGAUUACCAAAUCUUGAGCAUUAUCUUUCUAGCAUGUGAGAUUAGUGCAAUUGUUUGGAAAUCUGAGCUCCUUUAGCAUGGCAUUUUCUUUCAUACUUGAAUAUGCAUUGAUCUUUUCCAGCCACUUGGUCACUGCUGUAUUUUCCUGUUACCAAACCACUGGUAACUCUUUAACUGCAUUAUCUUGCAAGGCUUUAAUUGGUUAGCUGGCAUUUCAUCAACUCCUGCAGCUUUGUUGUUGCAAUAUUUUCUAGGACCCAUUUUGCUUACCAGAAUGCCUGACUCUGUUCCAGUGAGCAAACCUGUAUAAGUGUCAUUCAUUUGGGGGAUUUUGGGGGGAGGAUAUUUUUGGGGGGGGGGGUUUGGUAGAAGUAGUCCUAGGGUUAUGUCCAUUUGCUCAGCAACUGUUUGAAGUUACAGUGGUGUUGGGACUUAUGACUGGUCCUCAAAAUUGGCUGUUGCAGUGCCUCCACGGUCACGUGAUGAAAUUACGACUGCCCCCCCCACGGCACUCGCCCACACUCCGUAGCGCCCGCCCACAGUACUCCCCCCUCCCAUAGCUCUCACCUGUAGCUCUUGCCCUCCAGCCUGCUUACCUGGGACUCCUGCCUCUUCCCGCUUAACAAGCUGCACAGUCCUGGGGUUAUGAGAGC
Molecule: messenger RNA, 3720 nt
Organism: Python bivittatus (Burmese python)
Lineage: Eukaryota; Metazoa; Chordata; Lepidosauria; Squamata; Pythonidae
Gene: UTP25
Product: UTP25 small subunit processome component
Biological process (GO): maturation of SSU-rRNA from tricistronic rRNA transcript (SSU-rRNA, 5.8S rRNA, LSU-rRNA)
Cellular component (GO): small-subunit processome; nucleolus
Molecular function (GO): U3 snoRNA binding; rRNA binding
Source: RefSeq, a predicted model, not a curated record